AUGGCGUAUCAAAUGGCCAAGGCUCGAAAGGGCCAGCCUCGAAACACGGCACACGAAAAGGACGACAUCAUAGGAUACUAUGCAGAUGAAGAUCAGACCGCACUUAUCGAACGAGCAAAAGACACGAAUCAAAUCUAUCUCAAGGAUCUCAAAGUGCAAACUCAUCACACUGGAUCCGUACUUCUGGUUCGCACCAUCGGUUACCCUCAAAAGCUCAGUGUCAUCCUGCCAUUGACGAAUGGCGUUGAAGACGAGACGACCGAUGUAGAGCGACUUAAUGUGCUGUUCAACGGCACUGUCAAAGAGCGUACUCUCCUGGCUAAAGGCAACAUACUUUUGAUCAAGGAGCCUUUCUUCGAGGAAGCGGGCGGCAGCCAUUACAUCAGAGUCGACAACCCAUCAAACCUGGUGCUCCUUGCAGACGACCAUGUUGCAGUUCCUAAAUUGUGGCAGAGCAGAGACAAUUAUUCAGCGCUUCAGUGGAAGCUCAAAGGUAACGCGGCAUUGAAGAAAGAGAAAGUUCUGGAAGCUAUCAGAUGCUACGAACGUGGCUUGUCAUUUGUGGUCACCGACGACACCGCACUUAAGAACGACCUCCACCGCAAUCUGUCAGCAGCAGCUUUACAAGCUACCCAGUACGACCUGGCAAAGACUCAAGCCCUACUCUCCAUCUCGAAGGACGACGGUUCAGAUCUUCAUGACGACAAGGCACUCUUACGAGCCGGAACCGCCUCUUACAGGCUGGGCGACUUUUUCACUGCUAAAUCAACCUUUGAACGCUUGCUCAACAUCUCGCCCUCACACAAACCAGGCAUCCAAAUGCUGGAACAUACGGAAAAUCGACUCACGGAAGAAAUGACUGGACAAUACGACUUUGAAGCCAUGACUAUCACUGCUCAAGCCAGGUUCCCGGAGUACGGUAGCUUCCUUCGACGAACUGAGAUACGCCCAUCCAAGAUUGCAGGUCGUGGAUUGUUCACUACAGAAGACAUCAGAUGUGGUGGGAUUGUACUUUGUGAGAAGGCUUUCACUGCUGAGCCGCACCCCAAGAGCGGUCCCUCGAAGGCAGCUGAGAUGAUGGACUUGCACAAAAACUCUAAGCAUAUCGGCUCGUACGCCGCACUCUUCAGUGCCACCGUCCGGAAGAUCGUCGACAAUCCAUCUCUGGCCCACAUCCUGGAUUUGCACACUGACGGCACUCGUGAAAGCCAGAAGACUAUCCCACUCGUUGACGGACUACCUGCAGUAGACGUUUUCAGAGUCCACUCGUUACUGAAACGCAACGUAUUCAGCUUUGGAAAACACGCCAUCGUCAACACUCCACCAACAGAGCUCAACAAGAUCCACGAGACAGGUGCUGAUGCGGUUGGGCUUUGGUAUCAAGUCUCUCACAUCAAUCACUCAUGCAUCGCCAACUGCCACCGCAACUUCAUCGGCGACAUGAUGAUUGUACGAGCCAACUUCGAUAUCCCAAAGAACACCGAGAUCACACUAGCAUACAUUGAGCAUUCCCCUUUACCAUCCGUCCAACAAGAGGAGUUUCAGAUGAACUGGGGCUUCCAAUGUACAUGUAACUUGUGCAUUUCCGAGCAAUAUAUCACACCCAACACAAAAAUGUACAAACAUCUCGUUGACGCCGCCGCCACAUUCAAAAGGUGGAAAACACAUCCAGCCACGGCCACCGAAGUCAUCAGAAAGGCUCAAGAAUUAGUCGAUACAAUCACACCUCUCUACCCUGAGUAUGAAAAGCUACCCCGUCUAGGUGUCACCAAUCAUCAUACCAUGCUCAUGUUGAUAUACAAGAGCAAAGAACAAUUCGAUCUUAUGGCCCUCAAUGCACGUCAAGUGAUCCGCGAUUUGGGUUUCAUCCUCUCUGUCAACGGCAACGACAUCAACAUGGAUCGCACAAACGGCAUACCAGAGAUUCACGUGGUGUGGGCGCUUCUGUUCCUCAGCGCCGAUACAUUCGAGAAGGGUAAUAGUGUGCUGGCGCUAGGAUACUGUGAUCUUGCCGAAGAGAUUUACACGAUCUUGAAUGGUACGAAGAUUGGGUUUGAGGAGAUGCAAAAGCAGCUAGAUGAGAUUGUUUUCAGUAUGCAGCUGGCAUGA
This is a messenger RNA of Aureobasidium pullulans EXF-150, 2109 nucleotides long. RefSeq names its product SET domain-containing protein. NCBI's taxonomy places the organism in Eukaryota, Fungi, Ascomycota, Dothideomycetes, Dothideales, Saccotheciaceae. The coding region runs from base 1 to 2109 and encodes 702 amino acids. Gene Ontology annotation, molecular function: protein binding. The transcript is spliced from 4 exons. The record is from RefSeq and is a predicted model, not a curated record.